AAAGCCUUAAAACUGGGCCCCACCCGUGAUUGCGUCAGUAUCCCACCGGCUCACGUUAGCAGAUUACCCUUAUCCCUUCUAUAACGCCUCCAUAAUUCAAAUCAGACCCCAGAAAAAAAGGAUAACGGAUAUGGCAUCGGUAGCUCUGCAUUUCCCGCCAAGCUGCCGGAAUUUUCCUUCCAAACCUCGCCGGAAAUAUUUCCCGCCAAAAACGUGGAGAUGUCUGACGACGACGGCGAAUGCGUCAGACGCCGAUCCCCUUCUCGAAGCUGCCAAGCACACGGUGGAUACUUACAUCGAAAGUGGCACAGUGGUGGGACUUGGAUCUGGCCGUGCUUCUGGCAUGGUUAUUCAGUAUUUGGGUCAGCAACUUCGAAAAGGAGCUCUGAAAAAUAUAGUUGGGAUCCCGACUUCCAUUUCUAGUGCGAGUGAAGCAGCGAAAGCAGGAAUUCCACUUGAACAUUACCCAGAUAGUCCUCAAAUUGAUUUUGCUGUUAAUGAUGCCGAUAUUAUAGAGGAGGGGACACUUACUGCUGUCAUCGGUGGCCAGAAAUUGCAGGGUGGUGAAUCUUUACUUCAAGAGAUGUCUAUCAUAAAAGCAGCCGGUAGACUUGCAUUCAUUGUUACUGAGAUGCAGUAUAAAAGAGAUCUCGAAGGUUCUAUCCCAGUUUUAGUUCAAUCUGAUAAUUGGAUGGAGACGGCAGAAGAAAUAGAUGACCUGUUUUUAGGGGAUGCAGAGGUGUGGAGAAGACCGACUAUUGGACUUGCAGGUCCUAUGGGAGGGGAGUUCCCAUUGGUUACAAGAGAAGGACACAAUGUUCUUGAUCUCAUUUUCACUUCUCCAAUAGCAGAUCUAGCUCAAGUAGCCGAAAGCUUAGAUAAAAUCGAUGGUGUUGUGGACCAUGGUGUAAUAAGCGGCAUUCCCUGCAUUGCAGUGAUUGCUUCAAAAGACGGGUUGCAAAUAGUCGAUAGUUUGCCGAGCAGUGUGAUCAAGGGACUGUAAUCUUCACAACCAACAUCAUAGUCAAUUAUUCUACCUUCAUAUAUCUGCACAAGUAAUCUUCCUAAGCAGGAUUUCAACCUGUGUGGUCCACUCAAGAUGGUCAGCCACAAACUUAGCGGUGAUAGGUAAGUGUUGUAACCUAUACAUUACUCUCUCAUUUGGUAGCUUAUUUCUCAAGUGUAUACCGUUUCUUAGCUGUGCUUAUCCUCUCUAAUGAAAAUCCUGUAUCUUCACCUUUGAAAAAUGAGGCAAUGUGUUGGGUC
Molecule: messenger RNA, 1266 nt
Organism: Magnolia sinica
Lineage: Eukaryota; Viridiplantae; Streptophyta; Magnoliopsida; Magnoliales; Magnoliaceae
Product: probable ribose-5-phosphate isomerase 4, chloroplastic
Exons: 10
Coding region: 131-1003 (290 amino acids)
Biological process (GO): pentose-phosphate shunt, non-oxidative branch
Molecular function (GO): ribose-5-phosphate isomerase activity
Source: RefSeq, a predicted model, not a curated record